AUCUUGUUGUGAAUGAUGCCUCCCCCUCCCCCUCCUGCCGUCUCCAUGGUAACAGCAGCAGGGUGGUUUAUGGGCUGGAGGCUGCAGCGCAGUGGAGCAAAGGUAAAUCAGUCACAUGACCGAACAGCCUCCUCCUCCUCCUCCUCAGCAGAGCUUCGCUUUGUUUGCAUCAUCCUCCUCCUCUUCAUCCUCCUCCUCCUCCUCUGCCUCCGUCCCAGUCAUGCCAUGGAUACUCUGUGGCAGUACCAGUUCCGCAUCAUCCUGCUGGGGGACUCCACUGUGGGAAAGUCGUCGCUGCUGAAGCGUUUCACGGACGGGAUUUACAGCGACGUGGCGGAUCCCACCGUGGGCGUGGAUUUCUAUGCCCGCUCGCUGGACAUCGAGUCCGGAGUGAAAAUCAAGCUGCAGCUGUGGGACACGGCCGGACAGGAGCGGUUCAGGUCCAUCACCACAUCUUACUACCGUAACUCUGUUGGGGGACUGCUAGUCUUUGACCUCACUAACCGCAAGACCUUUGACCACGUCAAAGAAUGGCAUAAGGAGGUGAGUGAGCACAUCCUGCCUCACCACAUGGUCUAUAUCCUCAUCGGCCACAAGAGCGACCUCCAGAAGGACCGCAAGGUGAGCCGGGAUGAGGCGGAGCAGCUGGCUGCUGAGCUGGGGAUCCGCUACAUCGAGACGUCGGCUAAAUGCAACAGCAACGUGGACCGCGCCUUUGAGCUGCUGACCAGAGAUAUCUACGAGCUCAUGAAGAUGGGCGAGAUUGUUACCCGGGAUGGUUGGGAUGGUGUGAAAAGUGGCCUCACUGCUAAGGUCCUCUACCCUGGUGAUGAAGAAGAGGAACUCACCACUGCUUCGGCUGAGAAGGGCUGCCAUUGCUAACUCUAUAAACUCUCCCUACUGAGGGACCCCCCCCCCACCAUGUCACAGCUGUCCGUGAUAACCUGCACCCUGUGGUCGCUCUUCUUUUCCUCCUUUGCAGAUUGUGCACUUGUCAGUCUCAUUGCAGGUGGGAUCUAAUAAUCCAUGCAGUGAAGCAGCUAAACCCAAGGUUAAACAAACAGAAACCACUCCUUUGCUCUCUCACUGCAGAAGCAAAUGAACAUUUGCCAUCUGGUGAUGAUGAAAUACCCCCACUGCAACAUGGUCCAUUCCCUCCUAUUGGUGUUAGCACUGAUGCCAGACCGCUUCAGAACUUUAACUGGUUUAUAAAUACUGUCAGAAACAGAGAAUAUCUGUAGUUAAGAUGUUUAGAUAGAGACCAUUGUUCCAACGAUUAGUGGUUCCAGUUCAGUUACCUGUAAAUAACAUUAGUUACAAAAUGUGCACUAAAGGUGUUGAUGUCUCCACUAUAAUUAUUUGACAAGGUGAAAAGAAAAAAACUUGAUUCCAAUCUGCAGCUUUUUGUUGCUUCCUCAACCAUUUGUUGAUUUAAUGGAUGUUUGUAAAACUGUCACACAAACACCUUAGAUAUUUAAACCACUGCUAUACUUUGAAAGAUGCUUUUAAUAAGCUGGACGGUUGACUGAGGAACUUUGGUCCGUUAUUGUUGUCCUGACUCACUGUAUUUAAGGCUCUGAUGUACCGUGGCAAAAACUGUUUAGUGACAUCAUGCAAUAUGUUGGUUUAAUGACAUCAUGUUUGCAAUCAUCUUCAUUUCAUAGAAAUGCAGCAGCCUGAAAUCUGAUCUCACAGCAAACCAAACCGUUACCGAUUCCUCUACAAAGCUAGCAUCACAGUCUGUAAAACGCUAAAUAGAUGAGCUAAUUAGUAUAAUGUUAAAUGCUAAAACACCUGUUCACCAUCAGGCCGGAAAAGAACCUAGUUUUAUUUGCUGUGACCACAGAAUAACUGAAAAUAGAUGGCUAAUAAACAACCGGCAUUCAGUGAGAUCCUGAUGGCCGGAACGUUUAGUUCACUUAAUCCACCAGUUUAAUUAGUUUAGCUAUUAGCUGAUUCAUUACAGCUUUCAAUGGGUUUUUAUACAAGUAUGAAGCAUACGCAGCAUUGCAGAGAUCAAGAGUGAUGAGUUUAAUGGUUGUGUUUUUGGACUGUGGGAAAGAACCAGGGUACCAGGAGAGAACAAGGGUAUAUGGAGAGAACAAUGUUACCAGGAGAGAACAAGGGUACCAGGAGAGAACAAUGGUACCAGGAGGGAACCAGGGUACCAGGAGAGAACAAUUGUACCAGGAGAGAACCAGGGUACCAGGAGAGAACAAGGGUACCAGGAAAGAACCAGGGUACCAGGAGAGAACAAGGGUACCAGGAGAGAACAAGGGUACCAGUAGAGAACAAGGGUACCAGGAGGGAACCAGGGUACCAGGAGAGAACAAUGGUACCAGGAGAGAACCAGGGUACCAGGAGAGAACAAGGGUACCAGGAGAGAACAAGGGUACCAGGAGGGAACCAGGGUACCAGGAGAGAACAAUGGUACCAGGAGAGAACCAGGGUACCAGGAGAGAACAAGGGUACCAGGAGGGAACCAGGGUACCAGGAGAGAACAAGGGUACCAGGAGAGAACCAGGGUACCAGGAGGGAACCAGUGUACCAGGAGAGAACAAGGGUACCAGGAGAGAACAAGGGUACCAGUAGAGAACCAGGGUACCAGGAGAGAACAAGGGUACCAGGAGAGAACCAGGGUACCAGGAGAGAACCAGGGUACCAGGAGAGAACCAGGGUACCAGGAGAGAACAAGGGUACCAGGAGAGAACCAGGGUACCAGGAGAGAACCAGGGUACCAGGAGAGAACCAGGGUACCAGGAGAGAACAAGGGUACCAGGAGAGAACCGGGGUACCAGGAGAGAAAUGUUGGGUGGGUGUCUUUUCAGCGGGAGCCUCGAUUCUGGACUGAAUAAAUGAACAUUUCUACUGAAAAGUGCAACUAUCAGAAUAACAUCCUGCUGAAAAAUUAGAAAAUCACAUCAUAACUGCAAUGGAGCCUCUCUCCACGCAGGAACGAUGAUGAUAAGUGUGACUAAAAAAAAAGUUUCAGGGAAGAUGGAACUACUUUAACUGGAGAAAUGCAUUUCUUUUAGCAUAAGUUUACUGUCCUCUAAUAUGCUGGAUUAAACAAUAAAAUGUACUUUGCCAUUCAUCUGUCUUCCUCUCCUACUCAGUUUUUACCAGCAUCUCAUCACUCAUCACCAACCCCACAUUCAUCCAGGUUAUAGAGAUUAAUACAGAUUAAUGCAGGAUUAUGAACCUGCAUUAUGUCUGCAAUAAAGAGUUGCACAGAUUAUUAGAUUAAUUCAUCCCACGACUGAACUACAGGGGAAGCUUUUAUUCUUUGCUCUCACGGUCAGAUUUACUUUAACUUACAUUUUUAAUCAUGUGAAGUAUUUAAUAUGUCUUCAGUGCAGGGAAAGUCUUUAUUUUAGCGGUGCUCUGCUUUGAAAUGAAAGAAAUGUAUCUGACUAAGUUCCAGUCUUUUCCACCCAUCUGUCUCCAACGUUUUAGUCAAAGAUGGCCGACUUGUUUAGUUGGAAAAAUAAAGAUGAUUUAAACAUU
Messenger RNA from Cyprinodon tularosa, 3507 nucleotides. RefSeq names its product RAB42, member RAS oncogene family a (gene rab42a). Gene Ontology annotation, biological process: Rab protein signal transduction. The transcript is spliced from 2 exons. Gene Ontology annotation, molecular function: GTPase activity; GTP binding. Gene Ontology annotation, cellular component: Golgi membrane. Bases 13 to 882 code for a protein of 289 amino acids. NCBI's taxonomy places the organism in Eukaryota, Metazoa, Chordata, Actinopteri, Cyprinodontiformes, Cyprinodontidae. The record is from RefSeq and is a predicted model, not a curated record.